AGCGUUGCGCGAACGAAUAACUCAUUCUCCGCUUCGUUUAGAACGAAACCAACAGUGUAUACGUAUAACACGUGUUAGGAUUUGAUAGUGCUGGGUCGGUGAACCUUCGAAUCCGAGUGCAACACAUUUGUAAUACUAUCGUUCAUAUUUAUAUAGUUUGUAUUGUAUCGCGGUUAUCAAUUCAGAGUUUACGUUACAGUAGACGCUUAUGUAAACACACUAUCGCUUAUGGAAAAGUUACAAGGAUGAAGGUAAAGGAGUUGCUCAAGACUGUCAACGUAGCAUGGUCACCGCCGGCUCAAUAUCCUAUACUGCUGGCUGCUGGUACCGCAGCCCAACAACUCGAUGCAAGUUUUAAUACCUCCGCCAGCUUGGAUUUGUAUUCGUUGAAUUUACAGCAACCAGGAUAUGAUCUGGAAUUGAAAUCCAGUGUUGCGAGCGAUCAUAGAUUCCAUAAAAUAAUAUGGGGCUCUUAUGGAACCAAUCCUGCUGGAAUAAUUGUUGGCGGCUGCGAUUAUGGAAUGAUAAAGAUUUAUUCUGCGGCCAGAUUAUUGGCAAACGAUAAUAAUUGUUUACUCAGCAGUCCAGACAGACAUACGGGCCCAGUCAGAGCCCUAGACUUCAACCCUUUCCAAGCAAAUUUAUUAGCGACUGGAGCAACGGAAAGUGAAAUUUAUAUUUGGGAUAUCGUUAAUACAGCUACUCCAAUGACUCCCGGAUCCAGGAGUCAGCCAUUAGAGGAUGUACAACAUAUUGCAUGGAAUAAGCAAGUACAACACAUUCUUGCAUCCACAUUUUCACAACGAUGCGUCAUAUGGGACUUAAGAAAAAAUGAGCCCAUAAUCAAGUUGACAGAUGCAAACUCAAGAGUACGAUGGAAAGUAGUUCAAUGGCAUCCGGAUGUAGCGACACAAUUAUGCCUGGCAUCAGAGGAUGAUCAAGCUCCCAUAAUUGAGUUAUGGGAUUUAAGAUUCGCAACGUCCCCGCUAAAAACACUCCAAAAUCACCAACGUGGUGUUUUAUCGAUCGCGUGGAAUCCGCACGAUCCAGACUUGCUUUUAAGCUGUGCCAAAGAUAAUAGAAUAUUAUGCUGGAAUCCUAACUCGGAGGCACCAAACGGUGAAGUGAUAUGCGAACUAGCACAAACAAAUCAGUGGAAUUUCGAUGUUUCAUGGUGUCCGAGGCAUCCAGGAUUAGUUGUGGGAACUAGUUUUGAUGGACACGCAGCAGUUUACUCUUUGUUGGGUGGACAACAACAAAUGGCUACCGAAACGUCUAACAAAAUAGUAGAUUCUUUCCCUGGAAUGGAUCCUUUUACACAGCCUCCUCCUACAAUGCAAUCGGAACCAGCGGUCACAUUAACAAAAGCUCCUAAAUGGUUAAAAAAACCAUUCGGGGCUUCUUUCGGUUUUGGCGGUAAAUUGACAAUAUUUGAGAAUCAACCUGCAGAUCCCAAUAUGCCUGCGAGUGCAAGCAGAACGGUAAUUUUGUCGCAAGUGAUCACGCAACCGGAACUAAUCCAACGUUCUAACGAAUUGGAAGAAGUACUCAAAACUGAGCAAUACAAUGAAUACUGUAAAGGAAAGGCUGAGAAAAUGACUGAUGUACAUAGAAAAAAGAUAUGGAACUGUGUGGGAGCGUAUUUCGGGGAAAACGUGACGAAAGAAAUAUUGGAGUUGCUGGGAUAUAAUGUAGAAGCAAUGAACAAUAAACUGAAUCAAUUCAUUCCUCAAGAGGAUGUCAACAGUAUUACAGAGGGAGUUGACAAUCUGAAUAAUGUACUUAACGGAAACAUUAUGGAUGGAAGUGCAGCGUUUGAUGCCAUUGCACAAGAACAAAGCAAAAAGCCGUCCAUAAUUUCUCCAAUAAAUAAUGAUAUGAAACUGAACGUGUCCGAUGAUGAGGAUGGGCUUAUUACUCAAGCAAUCCUCUUAGGAAACAUCGAGGCUGCUGUAUCUUUGUGCUUUGCCAAUAAGCGGUAUGCAGAUGCAGUCAUUCUUUCGAUGGCCGCUGGACCCGAAUUACUAGCACGCACCCAGUACAGGUACUUUUCAGAGCAUACCGGUGCUCUAAAUUCUCUUAUUAGUUCAUUAGUCAGCGAAAACUGGGCUGACAUUGUUAAAGGCAGUGAUAUAAACUGCUGGAGAGAAGUAUUGAUUGGAAUAUUCACCCAUUCGAAUCCGCAGGAACGAUCUACUUUGUGCGAUAUGCUUGGUGAUCGUCUGGCAUUGUCCGACAAUCCAACUUUGAAGGACGAGGCUCAAAUUUGCUACAUUUGUUCCGGAAAUCUGAACAAAAUGGUAGAAUCCUUGAACGUCGACAUUCAAGAGGUAGUGGAGUUGGUAAUGAUAAUGCAAAAAGCAUUGGAGUUGCAAGGUACUAGAGACACACGGAUAGAAGGACAAAUUGCCAGCGUUUUGUCUCAGUACGCGCAAAUGUUAGCGGCCGAGGGUGACCUUGAAGCUGCUCUAAAUUACCUUGGGAACAGCCAAGACGAGAAGAUCGUGAUGUUAAAAGACAGAUUGUGUAGAGCGUUAGGAUAUAUCCAAGACUCUAGGAGUAUGACGAAAGCGCCGAGGGCACAGAAUUACUAUGAUCAAACGAGGAGGCCUUCGCAAACGAGCCAUUCGCAGAACCUAUUACUCACAUCAAGGUCACAAUCAAGACCUUACAUCGAUUCAAACGUUGCACCCGCAAAACAAUCAUUUGCACCACCCGCGAACCAAUUCAAUACGCAGCAACAACCUCUCGGGUUUCCUGCUACCAAUCCUCUUCAACCACACAUGCAGUCUCAGUUACAAUACGAUCAGUACGCACCAGCUCACUCUUAUGGUUCUGCUCCUGUGACUCAACCUCCUCCUCCCCCGCCUCCAACCGGAUCUAGUAAUGUUGGGUCUCGACCAUCCAGUGUUGGGCCUCAAGCGAGAUCGAAAUACGUGAUAGACCCAUCGGUGAAGUCUACCGCACCCUAUGGUCAAACCGGUUAUACUCAACAAUCAUACAGUAAUCAACAAAUAUCUCCACUGUCGAACUAUUCUGCACCAAACGCGUACCAGCCACAAAUUCCUAUGCCUUCGAAUCCAUAUCCUGCACAGAACUUUACAGCCGCUCCGAAGGAACAGGAACCAUUCAAACCAGUUCAGACUAGCAUGUUAACACCGAUGCAACCAUCGGUGCAAACGCAAAUGUACGAUCCGAUUAGAACGCAACCAUCGCCACAAUCUCGGCCUUAUGGAAAUGAAAACAUGUAUCAGGCAUCUCCACAACCAGCCGGGUGGAAUGAUCCACCUGCCGCCAAAAGCAGAAUGCAGUUGAAACAGGAGUAUCAGCCACAGAAUCCAAUUCUGCAUCCAUUGAGAGGUGCUACGAAUCAACCGGAGCCGGACCUUUUGCCUCAAGAAAAGUUUUAUCCGGACGUUCAAGCACCUUACAAUCCCCAGCAGUAUAAUCAGAAUGUGUCGAACAUGAAUGCUCAAUUUGCCAGACAAGUAGAGCCACUGCAACCUGCUGCAGUUGUGAAAGCACCGGAGCCUGAAAAAUCGAAAGCACCAAUCCCAGAACAACAUGUACAUUUAAAAACAGUAUUCGAUGAACUAAAGAAUCAAUGUUACGAAAAUGCUAAAAACCCGCAAAUCAAAAGGAAGAUAGAAGACGUGUCCAGAAAGUUGGAAGUUUUGUACGAUUGUCUUAGAGAAAAUAAAUUGUCCCAAAAUACCUUGCAGGCUCUGCAUCAAAUAUCACAGAUGAUACAAAACGGAAAUUACACCGGAGGUUUAGAUUUUCACACGCAACUGGUCUCCGGUCCCGAUUUCAGUCAAAUAUCCUCCUUCAUGCCCGGUAUUAAAGUAUUACUUCUAAGUGCCCUUCAAUUGAAUGUCUACAUUAGAUAGAACGUAACAUAAAAACGGAUACUUCAAUUCAUUUUUAUAAUUUGCAAUUUUAUAAUUCUCAUCCAAUGAGAUAUCUAUGUUGCAUUCACUUACCAUAACGUACGCCGCCAAUAAUGAUAGCCAGAACUAUUCGAAAACGAACUUUGUUGCUUAAUUGUAUCAUACAGAAAUUAUAAAACUUACAUCUGAAUGUAGCUAACGAGAAUUCGAUGAGCAUGUAUUAUUAAUCCUAUACAACUAAAACGGUCAUUAUGCGAGAGAAAGAAGUGUAUAAAAAUGUAGGACGAAAUAUUAAAGUCGAGAACAUCUACAACGUUCCCAUAAAUAUUGUUAAUCAAACUCAUCCUUUUAAUUAUUGUGUAUAUAAUAUUAAAGUUGGCUUAAAAAGAUCACGUGUAUAUUUUGAAAUAAAAAAUUAUAUAAUUUUACUCAAAUUAUAUAUAUAUAUAUAUAUAAAUAUUAAAUUGUUCUUGAAAAUAGGGAAAUUAUGGAAUAAUCAGACUGUGUAGAAUGGCUGCUUUUUCGUUAAGAAUAAACUUUUGUAACAGUU
Molecule: messenger RNA, 4440 nt
Organism: Megalopta genalis
Lineage: Eukaryota; Metazoa; Arthropoda; Insecta; Hymenoptera; Halictidae
Gene: Sec31
Product: COPII coat complex component secretory 31
Biological process (GO): endoplasmic reticulum to Golgi vesicle-mediated transport; endoplasmic reticulum organization; COPII-coated vesicle cargo loading
Cellular component (GO): endoplasmic reticulum exit site; COPII vesicle coat
Molecular function (GO): structural molecule activity; protein binding
Source: RefSeq, a predicted model, not a curated record